AUGGACUCAGCGAAGAAGUUGUACAAGGAAUUAUUGCGUGGUCGUAAACGUAUCUGUCAUGAGCACUACAUGCAAGCGGCAGCCUUUAUUGGUAAAGAAGUGGAGGACAUGUGGGGUCAGUUCCCAGGUCUUGGAAUUGACGAGGUUCCUUGCAAUAUAAGGCAAGAUCUAUUGGCAUGUGUCCAGCUUUACGGAGAAUACCUUGAUGUA
Molecule: messenger RNA, 210 nt
Organism: Strongylus vulgaris
Lineage: Eukaryota; Metazoa; Nematoda; Chromadorea; Rhabditida; Strongylidae
Source: the annotation of a GenBank genome assembly